Molecule: messenger RNA, 2528 nt
Organism: Anneissia japonica
Lineage: Eukaryota; Metazoa; Echinodermata; Crinoidea; Comatulida; Comatulidae
Product: trace amine-associated receptor 8c-like
Exons: 1
Coding region: 1180-2142 (320 amino acids)
Biological process (GO): G protein-coupled receptor signaling pathway
Cellular component (GO): membrane
Molecular function (GO): G protein-coupled receptor activity
Source: RefSeq, a predicted model, not a curated record
UAAGUGAUAUAUAUGUAUAUAAGUAACUUUGGUAAGUUAAGAAUAAUUAUUAAAUUUUACAACUCAUGUGGUCAAUAGAAUGGUAAUUGAAUAAACAGAAUUGUAAUUGAAUAAAACUUUGAUAAUUUUGCCAGUAUUUGAUAAGUUAAGUUAAAAUUGUAGGCCUAUAGUAUUUAUUGUUAGAAUUACAGUAAUACAGAAUGGUAUAUUAAACAGAGAUUCCCAUUCCGUUGAGGACCAUGUAUUUUGAGUGUUUUACUGAUUGAGUUUGUUAGUGUGGUGUAUUGCCUUCAUUUUUUUUUUCAAAAAGUACACGAAUGAGUGAAACAUCAAUCUUUGUAAUAAACGUAGAGUACGAUGUGAAUACGAGGGACUAUAUUUCUAUUAUUACACCCUUGUGGUGCAGUUUAUGUACUAACUGUGGCUUUUUGUACAAAUGUACGAGAUGAAGUAAUAGUUCUUGUGAUCAAUAUUAUACUGUUGAUCACAAUGACGAAGGAGUGGUAUAUACAGUGAUAUGAAGUUUAUCCCACUUAUUGUAAGGCUUGUGAACAUUCCAAAAACUAAACUUAGUUAAUGGCAACCGCGGAAUAUCUAGGGGUCGUGGAGGGACCAGAUUCUAUGAGCCUACAAAAUGCAGGGGCGGAUUUAGGGAGGGGCACAGAGUGAGGCACAUGUCGUCCGGUUUUUUGCCAUUGGCAUCUAUUAUAUUCUAAAAGAAAUAAAAAUGCAAAGUGGCAUAUAAAUACUAAAUCUUACAAUACUGUACUUCGUAACAGCAUAUACUGAAUAGGAAUCAUAUGGUGCCAUUAUUUGAUACAGGAAAUUGGGGCCCAUGUUUAAAAAUUCUGAAUCCGACCAAGAAAUUUAUUGCAAAUAAUUUCGCUUUUAAAUUAUAAUCUGAAAUAUUACUUAAUAAAAUUUAAUUUUUAAAUAAAAUUAUUGUAACAGUUAUAAUAAUUGCUGUUUACACACAUUUAAUCUCUAAUUAUUUGAUGCGUCCUUGUAAUCUACAUUUUAUUCUAUAUGGAGGACAAUGAUAUAUUACGUCACGUGAUUUUCACAAUCUCAAAAUUAAAUAAUGAGUAUUGCCAUCUCGGAUUCAUUACAACCGUGCAGUGCAGCAGCAGUGUUGAGUUCUGAUUGUCAUAAAAUUAUUUUGUUUGGUCCAACUGUAAAAUGGAUGAGUUUGCUAGCAUACGAAACGUCACGACGAUCAACGAAUAUAGAGACAAUUUAAUUUUCGUUUUAACUGUUUAUAUACCACUGGCUUUGGUGAUCAUUUGUGGAAACGCGUUUGUUCUUAUUGUUAUUCGCCGAACUCCAACCUUACAUGAGUCUCAAUUUACUUUACUUGCUAGCUUAGCAUUUGUGGACCUGCUCACGGGAAUUAUCGGCAUCCCUAUCUUUAUGUGGGAGUAUGUCACGCGGGAAUCCCUUUACCUACAGAAUAUCGAUGACUGCGAGUUACAAUACAUUCCUAUGAAACUCUUCAUUGGAACGUCAUUUCUCCAUCUUCUCUUUAUUACUGCGGACCGGUACGUUUCCAUAGUGAAACCGUUAAAGUAUGAACAAAUUGUUACUCAAAGCCGUAUUUACUGUGCAAUUGCUAUAUCAUGGAUAACAGCUUGUGGGUAUGUCAGCGUCCCAUUCUUAUGGAAAAGCAAACGAAUUGGGGAAAAAUUUCUUUGCUAUCAAAUGAAUCGAGAGGGUAUUGCAGCUCAACGUUACGUAGUUUUGACAAUGGUCCCAACAGGUGUGAUUUUACUGAUUUUUAUGUACGUCUGUAUUUUCAUGGAGGCAAGAAAGCUAAGUAGCAUCGUACACGCUGAAAAUACAGUUGGCAUAACAGUAGUUCGUAAGAAUUUUAAAGCUGCUAAAACAAGCGCUUUAAUCGUCUGCUUAUUCAUUGUUGCCUAUUUCCCUUAUUCACUCAGAGUUGUUAUCUUUUCACUUGGGUUUCAACGUUCUGAUGUUUACUGGUACGAGCUGAUAACGGAAGUCUCGUUGAGUAUUAGUUCGGCCGUCAAUCCGUUCAUCUACGUGUUUCGUCAUAGGCAAUUCUCAACAGCGCUACGUCACCUUCUGCGGAAAAGAACUGAAUUCUCAAUAAGUACAAUAGUUUCAUUUGAUGGUCGUUAAUACUAAUAUUAAAGUAAGAAACCUCGUAAUCCUCCAGAAACUGUAACACAUCACGACUUCCUUUCCGUUAUUCGUAUGUACCAGUGUGUAGUCUACAGCACUAAGGGUGGAUCGAAGGUUUCAAGUCGCGGGAUACUAGAACAAAUCAUGAGGGGCGCUAAUAAUGGGCGAAAAAAAUGCAUUAUUGCUACUCGCAUUUUAAUACCAGAAUAUACUGGGGAAAAUGGGAUAUCCUCUGACUAAAUGUAGACGCUCUUUAAUUUAUAUAAGCAAGGGUAAUAUAAGUUAUAUAUUUUUAUUUUGUGUAAUAUUUUUUGUGUGAAUAUCAUAAAGGCCUAGAUAUAUAAUGAUGUACUGACUGUUAUAUUCUAAUUUGAGUAAGGAAA